This is a messenger RNA of Phragmites australis (common reed), 1329 nucleotides long. RefSeq names its product probable indole-3-pyruvate monooxygenase YUCCA5. Gene Ontology annotation, molecular function: N,N-dimethylaniline monooxygenase activity; NADP binding; flavin adenine dinucleotide binding. The record is from RefSeq and is a predicted model, not a curated record. The transcript is spliced from 3 exons. Lineage: Eukaryota; Viridiplantae; Streptophyta; Magnoliopsida; Poales; Poaceae. The coding region runs from base 91 to 1329 and encodes 412 amino acids.
GCUUGCUAGGCUACAACUACAUCGAUCGAUCCAUCUCCUCUCCUCUUCGACUACGUAGGCACGAGCGAGCGAGCUCGACCGUACCGUCGCAUGCAUGAUAUGAUGCCGGCGCGCGUCAUGUGGGUGAACGGCCCCAUCAUCGUGGGCGCUGGCCCCGCGGGCCUCUCGGUGGCGGCCUGCCUGCGCUCCCGCGGCGUGCCCUCCGUUGUGCUCGACCGCGCCGACUGCAUCGCCUCGCUCUGGCAGCGCCGCACCUACGACCGCCUCCGCCUCCACCUUCCCAAGAAGUUCUGCGAGCUCCCCGGCAUGCCGUUCCCCGACCACUACCCCGAGUACCCCACCAAGGACCAGUUCGUCGCCUACCUCCAGGCCUACGCCGCCCACUUCCACGUCUGCCCACGCUUCAACCAGUCCGUCGUCUCUGCGCGCUUCGACAGCGCAGCCGGCCUCUGGCGGGUGCAAGCCCAGCAUCAGCAUGGCCAUGGCGUCGAGACCACCGAGUACAUCGGGCGGUGGCUCGUGGUGGCCACGGGCGAGAACGCGGAGUGCGUCCUCCCGGAGCUGGACGGUGCUGAGGCCUUCGUGGGUCCGGUGACCCACGUCUCCGAAUACAAGUCCGGCGAGGCGUACCGCGGGAAGAGCGUGCUGGUGGUAGGCUGCGGCAACUCCGGCAUGGAGGUCUGCCUCGACCUCUGCGAGCACAAUGCCUCCCCAUCCAUGGUCGUGCGGGACUCGGUGCAUGUGCUGCCGCGUGAGAUGCUGGGCGUGGCGACCUUCUCCGUGGCCGUGUUCCUGCUGCGCUUCCUGCCGCUGUGGCUAGUGGACAGGAUCCUCGUCGUCCUCGCCGGCGUCUUCCUCGGCGACCUGGACAGGCUGGGGCUGAGGCGGCCGUCCAAGGGCCCCCUCGAGCUCAAGAACACCAAGGGCAGGACGCCCGUGCUCGACUUCGGUACGCUCGCCAGGGUCCGCUCCGGCGACAUCAGGGUCGUGCCCGGGAUCAGGCGCCUCCGAGCCGGCGGGGUGGAGCUCGUCGACGGGAGCUUCGUCGUGGCAGACGCCGUCAUACUCGCCACCGGAUACCACAGCAACGUCCCCCAGUGGCUCGAGGGAGGCGAGCUGUUCACGAGGGAAGGGUACCCGAAGGUGGCGUUCCCGGAGGGCUGGAAAGGGGCGUCGGGCCUCUACUCUGUCGGCUUCACCCGGCGGGGCCUCUCCGGCGUCUCCCUGGACGCCGUCAGGGUCGCUCAGGACAUCGCCGCCUCAUGGAACUCAUCUGCCACUGCGCCGCUGCUGCACACACAAAACGCAACAGACUUUCUUAUGAGAUAG